AUCAUCGGCCAGAUCUAUGGCCUACUUUGUAAUCGAUGCUCCAUAGUUUGUUGAUUUUUAUGAUAUACUUUUAAAUCUAAUAGAUAAAAUACGAUUUUCAAUGAUAUAGUAAUAAGUGACUUGAUCGUUAUGGCACAAAUAGAUGAGAUUAAGAAAAUUUUGAGGAGCCUUUUAGUGUCAGCUCCUGUUAAAGUUACAGUUUUUAGUUUGAAUAGAGAUUUUAAAUCUCUUGAAGGAUAUUAUAUUCCCUUCAAAGAAUUAGGAUAUAAUUCAUUACUACACUUAUUACAUUCAAUACCAGACGUUUUGAGGGUGAAUGGAUCGUCCUUCGAUUCAGAAGUUACCUUGGUAAUAACUGAAAAGGUAGCUCAUGUAAAUGAUAUGGUGAUGAAACAAAAGAGACCAACUAAGGGGAAAAAUGCAUUUGCCGGUAGAAAAAGUUUUAUUCAAUCUACAAUCAAAGGUCCUUCUAAUAGAAUUAAUGUAUCCAGUUUCAAAAGUGGUGCAAUUAAAAAGAUUCAAAAUAAUAUUAGAUGUGAGACAGGAAAGUCUUCAUUGUCCAUUAAUUAUCUCAAAGGUGUAAGUGAAUUAUCACCUUUUCCAAGGUCCUUUCCGAACAAUUUUAGUGGCCCUAGUUUCACAAAACAUUCACAACAGAGGGUUCAGGAAAAUGAAUUAAAUUUUCUUGAAAAUUCAACUGAAGCUGUUAAUAGUUUUUCUUAUAGUAAAGAAGAUAAUUGUUCUAUAUCUAGAGCUUGUGAAGAUGACAUGAAUUCACAUUUGCCAAAAAAAUUAAUAUCACCAAACUGUGAGAGAGUGCCGAGUUUAGUAAAUCAUAUGCCACAUAAUACUCAUAUAAAAGAAAUUGAUGUUGAUAAAGAAUACUCAAAAAUUCAGUCAAACUUUCAAAAACUUAAAAUUAGUAGAUUGAAAAAUAAGCACACUGAAGACUUUAGUGAAAACAGAACAGUGAGAACAAAAAAUGAAACGUCACCUUUAAAUUAUCAUACGAUAGAGGGUGGAGGAAUAAUAACUUUUGAAAAUGAAAGCAGUAAGGUUCCAAUUGGAAUACAAAAUAGACUAAGAAAAUUAAUCAAAUUCUAUUCUUCUGGAAUACGAUGUACAGACCUGCCUUCCCUAUAUAGAAAAAUGUUUCAUAGAAAUCUUGAAUAUCAAACAUAUGGAUUUAAUCGAUUAAUUAACCUUUGUAUACAUUUAGAUAGUAUUUUUUAUUGUGAAGAGGAAUCAGACUGUGAUUUUAAAUUAUAUGAUAAAGAUAAUCCUCCAGUACAAGAAGUACAAAUGAAUGAAAAAUUGAAUGGUUCGAAUAGAUCCGAUAUUAUCACAAGGACAAUUGAUAUUUCUCAAAUUAAAGCUGUGAAAUCUAGAGAUUGGGAUAUUCACAUAGAUUGUAUACCAGAAGAUAUUCUUGAAUUGGGUGAAAUUGUAAAUAGUAAUUCCCUGAAUGAAUAUGUUGUUAAUGAUACUUUUCAAAUAGUUAUUAGUGAAAUUUGUGAUCCUAGUAAAUUUUGGAUCUAUAAAAAUGAUGGACAUUUAGAUGAAAUGAUGAAUUCUAUGCAAAAUUUUUACAAGGAGAACAAAUCAAAAUAUCUUAUUCCAGAAUUUUUGAUUGAAGUGGGUUUAUAUUGUGUUGUAUAUACUCUAAAUGAAUUUCAGAGAUCAGUCGUUGUUGACCUUCUACAAGAUGUAGGUGGACAUGUCAGAGUAUAUCUCAUAGAUUUUGGAACAAUGACGAAUUUAUCAAGAGAAAAAAUUUGGUUUUUAUCAAAAGAAUUUUGUACUUUACCAGCUCAAGCGGUAGAAGCAAAAUUAGCUGGAAUUGAACCAAAAGACGGAGAUGUUUGGACUAAACAAAGCAUUGUUAGAUUUAAAAAUAUGGUAGUUUCAAAAUACAUAUUUGCCAAAAUUUUAGAUAAAAAAGAUCAAAUACUCAGUGUUGAUGUUUCUGCAAUGAAUAUACCCCUUAGAACUUUGAACGAUUUAUUGGUGCAGGAAGAAUAUGCUAAAUAUACUCCUAACUGUGAUUUACAGGAUUCUACUGCCAGUAAUGAUGAUAUUGCAAUUGCAGAAACAAAUCCCAGGAAAAAAUUUAUUGACCGAAUUCGAUGGAAAAAUAUGAUGAAACAAUAAUUAUGUAUAUAAUUGAUAUUGAUGUAUAUUUUAGAAUAAUUUUAAUUUUACACAGA
Messenger RNA from Harmonia axyridis, 2207 nucleotides. Its product is annotated as tudor domain-containing protein 5-like. The transcript has 2 exons. The record is from RefSeq and is a predicted model, not a curated record. Bases 130 to 2151 code for a protein of 673 amino acids. NCBI's taxonomy places the organism in Eukaryota, Metazoa, Arthropoda, Insecta, Coleoptera, Coccinellidae.